GGCUGCAUCAUGGACGACGCAAGCAAUCUGCCGCAGAGUGAGAACACUGCCUUGAACGAUGCAGAAUCUUCUCCCUCUACUUGCAAUGAGGUAGAGACUCAGGAAACCAGACAGUCACGUUUGGCCCGAUCCCUCAAGGACUAUCAGAACAAAUCACCAGAAGAAGUUGCAGCAAUCUUACAACAGUUGCAAGAGAUCGAGGAACAGUACACUCAAAACCAAGCCGAUCUUAGACAUCUUCUAUCCGAACAUGCUCGUCUGCGCACAAGCAUCAUCUAUGAUCAGGAAUCGUACGCCAACAGAAUCAAGGGCAUUCCUUCAACCAUCGAUCUCGACAUGAUAUCUGCAGAAUAA
Messenger RNA from Aureobasidium musti, 354 nucleotides. NCBI's taxonomy places the organism in Eukaryota, Fungi, Ascomycota, Dothideomycetes, Dothideales, Saccotheciaceae. The record is from the annotation of a GenBank genome assembly.